GAUCUGAAAAUAUCUCGAAGAAAGAAUGACUGACCAACCUGAUAAAUUGCUCCCCAUCGCCAACGUGGGGAGGAUCAUGAAACGGAUCCUCCCCAAGAACGCGAAGAUUUCCAAAGAGGCAAAGGAACGAAUGCAAGAAUGCGCAUCGGAGUUCAUAUCCUUCGUCACCGGGGAGGCUUCCGAACGGUGCCACAAGGAGAAUCGCAAGACGGUUAAUGGAGACGAUGUUUGCCGGGCUUUGAGCUCAUUAGGGUUUGAUAACUACUCGGAGGUCGUCUCGAGUUAUUUGCACAAGUUUAGGGAGUUUCAAAUGCAAAAGGCUAUUGACAACAACAAAGGGAGUGGUUCUUGUAAUAGUGUCGAUAAGGAUGGAUCGACUACCGGCGUUGGAGGUGUCGAUAUCGAUCCGAUUGAUUUUGGGAUUCUUCAAAGAGGAGGUAAAUAAUCACCUAAGUGAUCCAAUUCAGAAAUUAAAAUCAAAACCCUAAAAAAAAAAAGAAGGGAUUUUGGGCAUUCUUAAUUAGGAUUUCAACUAGCUUGAAGCUUGAGUUUUUCGAGUGUCUUCGCGAAUAAGCCAUCUUUUUAGUCGAGUUCCCGGCGAGGAUGGAUCGUAUAAUGCAUAUAUGUAUAAAUUAAUUAAGCGUGUGGUAUCGAACAUCAGAUUGAUUGUUUUAUGUGAACUAAUUGGGAAGUGAUG
This is a messenger RNA of Andrographis paniculata, 697 nucleotides long. Its product is annotated as transcriptional activator hap3-like. Gene Ontology annotation, cellular component: nucleus; CCAAT-binding factor complex. NCBI's taxonomy places the organism in Eukaryota, Viridiplantae, Streptophyta, Magnoliopsida, Lamiales, Acanthaceae. Bases 26 to 445 code for a protein of 139 amino acids. The transcript has a single exon. The record is from RefSeq and is a predicted model, not a curated record. Gene Ontology annotation, molecular function: DNA-binding transcription activator activity, RNA polymerase II-specific; RNA polymerase II cis-regulatory region sequence-specific DNA binding; protein heterodimerization activity. Gene Ontology annotation, biological process: regulation of transcription by RNA polymerase II.